GUAAUGAAACGCAACGUUUGUUUCAGGUUUUAGAUUUGCAAUUUGCUUUAAUCAUUUUUGAAUUUUGUCUGCUUUUUAAUUCCAUUUGUUUGUUUUUUGGAGUUUCAGAAUGUAUUCAUUAUUUGAUUAAAUUAUAUAUAAUUCUGUUCAGUACACUUUUACAUUGAUUUUAAAGAACGAUAGUUUAGUUAUGUCUGGAAGAAAUCGUGGGCCACCGCCUAUUCCGAUGAAAGGGCCGCCUCAUGCUGGAUUGCUGCCGCCGGUGCACGAACAUCCUUAUGCUAGAGGCCUAGGACCAAUGCCACCACACCCAGUUUUACUGGAUGAAAUAAGAGAACCCCAAUUUGUGUUGGGUCCUAGAGGGUUUCCUCCUCAUCCAGCUAUCAUUGAGGAGCGUCUUGGAGUUCAACUGCAAGAAAUUCAAGCCCUCCUGGCGGAUAAUCAAAGGCUGGCAGCGACUCAUGUUGCGUUAAAGCAGGAAUUGGAGGCUGCUCAGCAUGAGUUAAAACAGAUGUCUCAUUAUGCAGAUUCGUUGAGGGCGGAGAAGGAUGUUCAGAUGAGAGAGAUGUACGAGAAGUCGGUUCGGUUGGAGGCUGAUCUUCGUGAACUGGAGGCUAUGCGAGCUGAGCUUGUUAAGGUUAAUGGUGAUAUUAAGCAGCUUAGUGCUGUGAAGCAGGAUCUAACGGGUCAGGUUCAGGUUAUGAGUCAAGAUUUGACAAGACUUACUGGGGAAUUGCAACAGGCUCCUGUUCUGAAGGCUGAGAUUGAAAAUUUGAAACAGGAAUUGCAACGUGCAAGAGCUGCCAUUGAAUAUGAGAAGAAAGGAUAUGCGGAAAAUUAUGAACAUGGUCAGGUGAUGGAGAAGAAAUUGAUCUCAAUGGCUCGGGAGUUGGAAAAGCUUCGUGCAGAAGUUGCUAAUGCAGAAAAAAGAACUCGCGCUGGUGGUGGCACUGGUGCUAAUCCUGCUGUAUCUGGUUAUAAUGCAAAUUAUGGAAACCCUGAAGCUGGAUAUACUGGAAAUACUUAUCAUGUCAACUAUGGCAUGAAUCCUGUUCAGGGUGGUGUGGAUGUUUAUCGUCAGUAUGGUCCUGCUUCUGGUUCCUGGGGUGCAUAUGACAUGCAGAGAGCUCAAGGACAUCGCUAGUUUGAUUUUCCAAAUCAUGCUAAGAUGAUUCAUCUGUGAAGCAAAUUAUUGAGAAUAGAGGAGUUUGUCUUGGGUUGUAAAUACCUCAUCAAUGCCUUUAUUACGUGAAAGUGAGGUCAAGAGAAACUUGAGCUUUGUUAAGGGAUAUCAUCCAUGUCUUGUUCGAUUUGAAAAAAAUGUGACUUAAGUGCUGGAAGAAGCUUAUUCAUCGCGUAGGUAUGCGACAUAUUGCCAAGACAUGGCCAUCAAUGAUGAUGCAAGAUGGUUUUUCUGGUCAAGUUUACAAACUUGUACCCAGCAAAUUGUCUGCUUCAGCAACUAUCCGUUGAUGUCUGAGUUCCAUGAGGCAAGCGGCUGACUCUGGAAGGGACCGGAGGAGCUCAACAUAGGGAAGUGCUCGAUCGGAACCUGGGAGCAGCUGAAGGCUGAGUUGAAGGCUCAGUUCUUACCUGGUAAUGUGUCGUGGAUGGCACAUCGGUCCUUAAUGAAUAGAGACAGAACAGAGCAAUCUCAUUGUUUAUUCCUUGCCAGUUGCCACUCAUCUCAACAAAAUCACCUAAACUGUGAUUUUUACUGCCUCUGCGAAUAAAAAGCAUAUAUAUAUACAAGCUCAACUAUAACUUUACAUAUACUUUCUGAUCUUCAAUAGGUUAUUCAGGGCUUCUUGUUUACAUCUUAUAAAAAAUCGGGUCCUGUUCUUUGAUACUCAUACAUUAACACCAUUUUUGAAGCACUGGAUUUGCUCUUUAAUCUCCAAUGAUUCUAGCUGUUGAUGCAGAGAAUACAGAUCUACUUAUGGCUCGUAAUAGCUUAGAUCUGGGGAAAUAACUAUUUUAGUAGUUUCUUAAAAAGAAAAGUUCUAGGUCCUAAAGUAGAAGUCAUACCAUGAUAUUCUUUAACAACUUAGACCAUUUUAUUAUAUUUUUAUUAUAUAAUGUAAUUUAUAAUAUAUAUGUACUAAAUUGUAAAAUGCAAUAAACCACCUAAAAGGUGCUAAAAGUUGGUCA
Gossypium raimondii (Peruvian cotton) is the source of this 2151-nucleotide messenger RNA. Its product is annotated as protein FLX-like 1. The record is from RefSeq and is a predicted model, not a curated record. The transcript has 7 exons. Bases 191 to 1144 code for a protein of 317 amino acids. NCBI's taxonomy places the organism in Eukaryota, Viridiplantae, Streptophyta, Magnoliopsida, Malvales, Malvaceae.